AUGGGUCAAUCGCAUUCCAAGGGGAGCAACGGCUCAGGCGAUGCCUUGCAGUCAUACCCAUCCUUUUCCAAAUCUGACACGAAGGAGUCCCUUCGAUCGUUCCGUGGUUCCAUUCGCUCGAAAAUCCCCGGCGCUCGCGAUAGUCCCCGUGCUUCAUCAACCGCUCUGUCUCGGACCGAAAGUCAAGGCGACAAGUCCGAUGUAGGAUCGGUCAAAUCAACCUCCAGCCGCCCAGGAUCUGCCUCUGGUCUCUCGUCUCCCGGAUCCGAGAAUGUCUCCCGUACAGGCUCGCCAGAGCCACCACCAUCCCCCUCGUUGUCUACCAGCCUCAAGCGUGGCCACAAGGAUGUGAACGCAAUGCAACAAAGCGGCGAGGUGGAUAAUGUCUCUGACAACCCUCCUACAGGAGGUCCCCCAAGCGGAACAGUGGCGAACGUUGGGGAGUCCAUUCUCGUCAAGCGCGAAAACCAGCUGAACCCCAUCCUGGAUUUCAUUCUCAAUCCUCCACAGGAGCAUGCCGGGUCACCGGGCAUGGGCAUGGGUGCGCUGAAGUCCAUCGAUCUGGAUGACAUGAUCAGUCGACUCUUGGAUGCAGGUUACUCAACCAAAGUCACGAAAACCGUCUGCUUGAAGAACGCCGAGAUCACGGCUAUCUGCUCAGCCACUCGGGAACUUCUACUUUCGCAGCCAGCAUUGCUGGAGCUUUCUGCCCCCGUCAAGAUUGUGGGCGACGUUCAUGGUCAAUAUACUGAUUUGAUCCGCCUCUUCGAAAUGUGCGGUUUCCCCCCAGCAUCAAACUAUCUUUUCCUCGGUGACUAUGUCGACCGUGGCAAGCAGAGCCUCGAGACGAUCCUUCUGCUCUUCUGCUAUAAGCUAAGAUAUCCGGAGAACUUCUUCCUGCUUCGUGGUAACCACGAGUGUGCCAACGUCACGCGUGUUUAUGGAUUCUACGAUGAAUGCAAACGCCGUUGCAAUAUCAAGAUCUGGAAGGGUUUCAUUGAUACCUUCAACUGUCUCCCUAUUGCCGCGAUCGUGGCGGGCAAGAUCUUCUGUGUGCAUGGUGGUCUAUCGCCUAGCUUAUCCCACAUGGAUGACAUUCGUGGCAUUGCCCGGCCCACCGACGUUCCUGACUACGGUCUACUGAAUGAUCUGUUGUGGAGUGACCCCGCUGAUAUGGAAGAAGACUGGGAGCCAAACGAGCGAGGUGUCAGCUAUUGUUUUGGCAAGAAAGUCAUCAUGAACUUCUUGCAGCGCCAUGACUUUGAUCUGGUGUGUCGAGCCCACAUGGUAGUCGAGGAUGGUUACGAGUUCUAUCAGGAUCGGAUCCUGGUAACGGUUUUCUCCGCGCCCAACUACUGUGGUGAGUUCGAUAACUGGGGAGCCAUCAUGUCCGUUUCGAGUGAACUCCUCUGCAGCUUCGAACUCUUGAAACCACUGGAUUCGACCGCCCUUAAGAACCAUAUCAAGAAGGGUCGCAACAAGCGUAACAGCGUGCUCAACAGCCCUCCCGCCCUACCGUCCGCGCAGAGCUUCUAA
Messenger RNA from Penicillium diatomitis, 1536 nucleotides. RefSeq names its product putative serine/threonine protein phosphatase (gene phzA). Bases 1 to 1536 code for a protein of 511 amino acids. NCBI's taxonomy places the organism in Eukaryota, Fungi, Ascomycota, Eurotiomycetes, Eurotiales, Aspergillaceae. The transcript is spliced from 3 exons. Gene Ontology annotation, cellular component: nucleus; cytoplasm. The record is from RefSeq and is a predicted model, not a curated record. Gene Ontology annotation, molecular function: protein serine/threonine phosphatase activity.